Molecule: messenger RNA, 784 nt
Organism: Brachypodium distachyon (stiff brome)
Lineage: Eukaryota; Viridiplantae; Streptophyta; Magnoliopsida; Poales; Poaceae
Product: photosystem I reaction center subunit VI, chloroplastic
Exons: 2
Coding region: 106-543 (145 amino acids)
Biological process (GO): photosynthesis
Cellular component (GO): chloroplast thylakoid membrane; photosystem I reaction center; photosystem I
Source: RefSeq, a predicted model, not a curated record
AGCACACCUUCCAAAUAUCCCCAGCACUGGAUCAAGUUCGCGCACGUAACCCGCAGCAAAAAAAAAAAGAAAAAGAAGCUCAGAACACAUCCCACUGUUACAACAAUGGUGUCGCUCGUCGCCGUCCAGCCGUCGGCCGCCGUGAAGGGCCUGGCCGGCAGUUCCAUGUCCGGCCGCAAGCUCGCCGCCACCGCCCGGCCGUCCUCCCUCUGCCGCUCCACCCGCAGGCCUGCACGAGGCGUCGCGGUGCAGGCGAAGUACGGGGAGAAGAGCGUGUACUUCGACCUGGACGACAUCGGCAACACGACGGGGCAGUGGGACCUGUACGGGUCCGACGCGCCGUCCCCUUACAACGGGCUGCAGAGCAAGUUCUUCCAGACCUUCGCGGCGCCAUUCACCAAGCGCGGCCUGCUGCUCAAGUUCCUGCUCCUCGGCGGCGGGUCCCUGAUCGCCUACCUCGGCGCCACCACGUCGCCGGACCUGCUGCCCAUCAAGAAGGGGCCGCAGCUUCCCCCCACCCCCGGCCCACGCGGCAAGAUCUGAUCUGAUUUGAUUAAAGCUUUGGUUUCAGUUUCUUUCUCUCUCUCUCUCUCUCUGAAUCUGUUCCUGCAUAUGCCUGUGCUUGUGUACCAUGGAUCUGCGUAUCUGGACGUUAAGUCCUUCGUUGUAUGUACUCAUAUGGCGUGCCUAGCUGCACGUACUAUCAGCAACCGGAAGGAUGCUUUUUACUGCUCAUUUGUUCCUGUAAAUUGAUUUACUCAUACGAGUGGUUUUAAUUUCCCAA